Molecule: messenger RNA, 653 nt
Organism: Drosophila subpulchrella
Lineage: Eukaryota; Metazoa; Arthropoda; Insecta; Diptera; Drosophilidae
Product: histone H2B
Exons: 2
Coding region: 331-534 (67 amino acids)
Cellular component (GO): nucleosome
Molecular function (GO): DNA binding; structural constituent of chromatin; protein heterodimerization activity
Source: RefSeq, a predicted model, not a curated record
GAGUAUUUCACUUAGUUCACUUUACACACUGAAAACGAAUGCUCGACGAGCCCCGGGUAGCCACAUAUUUAUACUUUUGCGUCUGCCUGCGCGUUCAUUUAGGGGUGGGUGCCUUAGACCUGAAAACAUUGCUCGAAAAAAAGUAUAAAGCUGAACGCGCUUGGGCACCAUUAUGAUCAUGGAAAGGCAGCCAAGAAGGCUGGCAAAGCCCAGAAGAACAUCACCAAGACCGAUAAGAAGAAGAAGCGCAAGAGGAAGGAGAGCUACGCCAUCUACAUUUACAAGGUCCUGAAGCAGGUCCACCCUGACACCGGCAUUUCGUCGAAGGCAAUGAGCAUCAUGAACAGCUUUGUGAAUGAUAUCUUCGAGCGCAUUGCUGCCGAGGCGUCUCGUCUGGCUCACUACAACAAGCGCUCGACCAUAACCAGUCGGGAGAUCCAAACGGCUGUUCGCCUGCUCCUGCCCGGAGAGUUGGCCAAGCACGCCGUCAGUGAGGGAACCAAGGCUGUCACCAAGUACACCAGCUCCAAGUAAUUUUCUCUUGCUGCGUAUGGGCAGAAAGAUCCAAAACGGCCCUUUUCAGGGCCACAACACAUUUUACCAAAGAAACUACAUUUUCAAUAUACCAUUUGCCAAUCAAAUUCGUGAUAUAA